AUGCAAACGUUUGAUCUAUAUAUCAAUGGCACCGAGUGCAAAGGCGGCUCUGGGUACGAGGACGCUCUGAACCCAUACACCGAGCAGCCAUGGGCUAAAAUAGCUCAGGCUUCAACGGAAGAUGUCCAGAAGGCUGUUGAAGCAGCUGAAACAGCCUUGGAAGCCUGGAGCAAGGUAUCAGGACUUCAACGAGCCAAGUUGAUGCACAAACUUGCCGACCUCAUCGAAGAAGAAGCCGAUACUUUGUCCAAGAUUGAGACUUCGGACAAUGGCAAGAUCCGUCGGGAAACCAAAAGCCAGAUGUUCUUCUCGGCACGUAACUAUAGGUUCUUCGCCGGCAUGGCGGACAAGUUGGUCGGCGAAACGAAACCACUCGACAGUCCAGCAGCAUUCGACUUUACCAAACGCGAGCCUAUCGGCGUUUGCGCGCUCGUAACCCCGUGGAACAGUCCUAUUGCAAUCCUCACCAACAAACUCGCUCCAUGUCUUGCUGCAGGUAACACUUGCGUCAUUAAGCCGAGCGAGUUCACCACGGCGAGCACCUUGUACUUUGUCAAGAUCGUCGAACGAGCAGGCUUUCCACCUGGCGUCGUGAACGUGGUCGCUGGUAAGGCUGAGUUGGGUCAAGCGUUGGUGACACAUCCUUCCCUUGGACGUGUCAGCUUCACAGGCAGCGUAGGUAUUGGUAGAAUUAUCGCCAAACAGGCCGCCGAGAACAUCGUGCCUGUCACACUUGAGCUGGGAGGCAAGUCCGCCAACAUCCUCCUGGACGAUGCCGAAUUGGACCGGGCAAUUCCAGGGAGCGUCGCGGGUAUCUUUGCCGCCUCAGGGCAGACAUGUAUCGCUGGCUCGCGACUUCUGGUCCAUCGUUCCAUCUACGACAAAGUGCUCCAAGGAAUACUGGAGCGCAUAAAAACGAUACGCUUCGGCGAUCCACAGGAUAUGACGACGGACAUUGGACCCUGUGCUCACCGGGGUCAGUGGGAAGCUAUCCAUCGCCAUAUCGAGAAGGCCGAGAAGGAUGGAGCAAAGCUGCUUGUUGGAGGUCGGGCAGCCAGUGAAAAAAUGGGUGGUCUCUUUGUCGCCCCUACGGUAUUUGGUGACGUUGACCCAGCAAGCGACUUGGCCCAGAAUGAAGUCUUUGGUCCGGUGUUGGCGCUGAUACCAUUUGAUACGGAUGACGAGGCCGUCAAAAUUGCCAACGGCACCAAGUUUGGUCUGGCAGCAGGUGUCUGGACAUCCAACAUUCGUCGUGCUCACAUAAUGGCGAAUCGGCUUAAUGCUGGGCAGGUCUGGGUCAACACUUACAGAUCCAGCGCGGCCAUGGCACCGUUUGGCGGCUUUGGACAGAGUGGUUACGGCAAGGAACGAGGUACGGAGGCUUUAUUGGAGUACACGCGCCUCAAGAACGUCAUGAUAGACCUGAGUGAAGAGGUGCGGGAUCCGUUCACGAUCAAACUAUAG
Molecule: messenger RNA, 1464 nt
Organism: Exophiala viscosa
Lineage: Eukaryota; Fungi; Ascomycota; Eurotiomycetes; Chaetothyriales; Herpotrichiellaceae
Product: betaine-aldehyde dehydrogenase
Exons: 1
Coding region: 1-1464 (487 amino acids)
Molecular function (GO): oxidoreductase activity, acting on the aldehyde or oxo group of donors, NAD or NADP as acceptor
Source: RefSeq, a predicted model, not a curated record